This is a messenger RNA of Schistosoma curassoni, 1026 nucleotides long. The record is from the annotation of a GenBank genome assembly. Lineage: Eukaryota; Metazoa; Platyhelminthes; Trematoda; Strigeidida; Schistosomatidae.
AUGUUUGGUCUUCCUGGACUUUUAUGUACAAUAGAUCAGAAAGGUGAAGCUAAUAGUGUCGUAUUAGAAGAUGUAGACCGACAAAACGAUGGCGCCUCCAUAAACAUUUAUGGGCCAAAGGGACUUCGCAGAUUCCUUCGACUUGCUCUUGCAUUAUCAAGAGCUAAUUUAAGCUACACUUAUGCUGUUCAUGAGUUGAUACUAGAAGAAAAACAUUGUCCUCCAAAUUGGCAAGACUGGGCAUGUUUAGAGGCUGAUAUAACUCGAGAUCCCCCAUUAUUUUGUGAACGUUCUGGUAGAGACAUUUUUGCGAACAGUGAUGGAUUCUGGUAUAAUGUUACAAAUAAUGAAGAGAACUGUGAAAUGGUGCAUGCAGUGUCUAUAAAACAUACGAUUCCUUCCGUAGGUUGGCUGAUAAUAAAGCCGGAUCAUGCACCUUCCUUGUGUGCUGAGACAGCUAUAAAAUUAGGCGUUCCCAAAGGACGAUUAAUGGGUGAACUGAAACGAGGUAAGACAGUUGUCAUUGAUGGUAAAACAGUUCGACCUGAAGAUGUGUUGAAACCGCGUUUAAGAGGUCAUCGUAUCGCAAUUAUGGGGGAUACGUAUGAUUCUUCUGAACUUUUACGUCUUAUGCAGGUUUUGCAUACUGCAAAUCAAAUUACUUCUAUAACUUUGGAUACCCUUGUACAUGAAGCUACUUUAGACGACAGUUUAUAUGAGGAUGCAUUGAGUAAAGGUCAUUCUGUACCAAGAGUUGUAAUGAAAUUAGCCUGUCAACUCAAUGUUCGUCAGUUAGUUUUAACACAUUUCAGUCAUAGAUAUGAUCGAAUAGAUUCUCCAGAUGAAAACACUAUAAAAAGUGAAAUUGGUGAACAGGUGAAUCAUUCAAAGAAAUCUAAAAAUGAUAAGAAAAACAAACCUAGUUUACAAAUUAUCUUAGAUCAAGCCAAAUCUACAGAUUUCGGUGGAGAUAUCAUUUUGGCUGAUGAUCAACUUUUAGUGAAAAUCCCCCCUGUAACACAAUAA